UAAUUCCUUUCUGUUUUCCCCAGAUUCCGAAUAUAUCGCCUGUCAGAUUAAACACAAAGUCCUUCAGUGUAAUCGUACCUCGGCUGGCAAAGCUCUAUCCUAACAUGCCAAUAGAAUUGCGCCUGCGAGCCACUCGAUCGCCAGUUCUGAAGGCUGCAAAAAAACACAUCAACGUUCAAGCAUUUGGAGCAUUUGACGUGUGCGCAGUCCUGCCAAAUUCAACCCUCGCAUCACUUUUUGUCCUGAAUAUUCAAGCGAGUGUCUCUGCUCGUGUGCGUAUCGCUCAGAUGAAACUGAUUGGAUCCGUACAACUGAAUAGCCUGAAAUUGACUAUGGGUCGUACUAAUGUUGGCCCUGUUCCGGUGGCUGGUCUGCAACUGAUAAUGAACCUUGCAGUAAAGUUUGCGGUGUUACCAGGCGUCAAUGUGAAACUGGCCAAAGGUGUUCCACUUCCAAACGUGAAAAAAUUAGUUUUUAUAAACCCCCGUCUUGAUGUGAACAAGAAUAUUCUUGUGAUUGCAACUGAUGUUCGAUAUCGUCCAUAACCAGCGGACACCCUCAGCCGAGAUUUUGAUGGGAAAGACAACCGGGCAUACAGACGGCUUUGAUUACCUAAAAUGAUCUGGCCAUUUAUUAAGAUGAGAUUGUGUAUAAGGCCGCUGUUUCAAUUUACAGCAUUUUUUCAAAUAUAAAUUUCUAGCUUGAUGGCUUCUAAUCUGGUAUAUUGCAAAAAAUAACUAUUGGUAAAUUCUAUAUGCUGAAGCUUUUUUGCUAAUUUCUAAAAGCAAAAAGAGAUUAAAUCUCUGAAAUCUUCCUGCAAACAUAAAGCAAUGAUCAGCAAACUAAGAGGAACCAAGCCUUUCCUCGAACACGUGAUAGCAAACGUUAUGCUUUACUGCUUUUCAUCAGUACCUUUUUUUGAAAAGGGAUUAUGAGAAACUUUUUGGUGAUUUGUAACAGUUUUCAUUUAAGCUUGCCUAAUUGCUAAUAAAGCGCAAAUUCUUUACUA
Leucoraja erinaceus (little skate) is the source of this 1009-nucleotide messenger RNA. RefSeq names its product bactericidal permeability-increasing protein-like. Bases 105 to 545 code for a protein of 146 amino acids. Lineage: Eukaryota; Metazoa; Chordata; Chondrichthyes; Rajiformes; Rajidae. Gene Ontology annotation, molecular function: lipid binding. The record is from RefSeq and is a predicted model, not a curated record. The transcript is spliced from 7 exons.